CCCUCCCUGUGCAUCCGUGGGGCGUUCGUACUGCACAUGUGCGGACCGUAUUCAGCCAGUAGCCUUUUUGUAUACAGCUAAAAUAGAAAUCGAUUUAAUUGUUUCUGUUGGUGAAUUGGGUCGGCAUCUUUUUAUUUAGUACCAGUGCUUUUGACGUGAGCCGUUCGUUACUAAAUACUGACCAUUAGCAGACUAUGUAGGUUACCGAAAUGGGGAAUGAUACGUUUUUAACGUUAUUGAUAGUAGCGUCAGCAACAGCGUCGACGCACGUUCACAAUGCUGUUGAAACAGAAAUGUUUGCGAUCCCCAUCAGCCCCAAUCUGUUUAACUGGACUUAUCAAGAAUUCGACCAGCAGUACCGUUUUCAUGCAGCAAUGCGCGGGAAACCUGAGUUACCGUCAUGGCUUCGUUACAUCUACAGUGGAAGACACCACUCGGGAUUCAUAUUCGGAACUCCACCUCGAGGGACCAACAAACCGAUAACCUUGGAAGUCAUAGGCCUAAAUCGUCAAGAUUAUGAAACUCGAAGAGUUCUGUUAUCCAUCAAAGUACAGCCGAAGGAAAGCAUGGCGCGACAUGAAGUUGAACUGAAGAUCGACAAUCUGAAUGUGGAAGAUUUACUGGAUGAUCACAGGAUGACUCGUCUCAAGGACAUCCUGAAGACCAGGCUCUGGACAGAAAGCAGCCAAGACCUCUACACGACGUUUCUGGCUUCAGCCAUCGAUUUAGGGGCUCGAUUGCCGCUGCGACCCAGCGAUGGUGAAGGGUUAGUGGUUCGUCUAGGCAGCUCAAUGCCUUUCUCCACUCAACUCAAGUGGCUGAGAGAGGAGGUUCGCCCUCUAUCUCGCCUUCCCAGCUGCCCGAGGGAGUACAAGCGAACGACAUCCGAGAGACUGUUCAGGGAUGCUGGCUUCACUCUGGACUGGUGCAACUUUGAGCUGUACAACACAAUCUACAAAGACCGGACCACCGAGCACCUCGAAUACCUGACCGAGUUGCCCAACAAUAGCAAGUCAGCAAAGUCUUUUAAAGCGCUGUCAACCAACGACGCGUGGACUGCUCCCAGCAAGCGAUCGCUGCCUAAACGAAACUACACGGGACAGUUGGCACUGGCCAUGGCUGUUCCGCUGGCGAUGCUGGUGCUUUCGGUCGCUACGUUAACUGGCGUCUUGUUCUUCCAGUAUGCGGCUGUCCGAGAUCCUGAGUCAGAAUAUUUUCUAGAAAACAUUUUCCACGUGUGCAUUGACUAUAGAAAUAGAAAGAGAGCUCACAAAAAUAGUAAAGUGGAAAUCUGUCGGUAUGGCACGGGCAACACAGAUCAAACACAAGUCGCGGAUAACACCAGCAACAAAAGUCUAGGCGUUAGCCCCAACAACAGCCUGGUCAGGCCUUACAGCCCUCGCUCCACCACCAACCUGGCUGGAAACUACAACCGCCCGCAACCGCCGCCAUACAUGGGCUCCAACACCAAUUCCCUUCACAACCGCCGCUCAGCUAACAUCGAUAAAACUCCUCCAACCAGCCACACUCCUGAACACCGCACUCAUCUUGCUUUGGAAGAAUCUUUAAAACUACUGAAUGACGCUAACAUCGCCAAUGACUUCGACAACCUCAACCUGAUUAAAGAACCAAUCGUUGACUUCAAUGAUGGGACUGACGACUACGUGCCGAUCAAGACUGAUGGAUACGUGUCAAUGAAGAAUCUAGAUGAUAUUGAUGUACCAGACCUGACUAAGUUUGGGAUCGCUGGCCCGAUUUGACAUGAGGUCUCCGUUGACGGCCAGCCGCCAGUCAAGACGUGGUUUUGUUAGACGGGAUAACAUGGUUACAACAAAUCCUGAGCACGAAUAACUCUUGCAUCGCAUUUAAUAAUCGUACUCCUUGCAUAAAGGUAACGACGCCAUUUUAAUUAAAAAAAAACGAUUACCUUACCAUAACAAGAACGAUAUUUAUUCGUGCUCAGGGCACAGGAUAGAUUCUGGCACCGACAGUGAAAGACGACAACAGCAAUUUCAAACACGGAUAAAUUCUGCAUCCAUUUCAUAUCAAAAUGAUUUGGAAAACUUAUCUUAAAUAUGGCACCGUAUUACUGGUAGAUUGACAAUAUUAUACUUACUUAGUUCUGUGUCUGUAGACUAUUUUAUUCGUUUUAGAUUCGAAAGCUUCGCUUUGCUCGUACUUCAAAGUAAAACUAUAAAUCUCGAUAUUUAUGAUGCGACUUUUUCGAAUCUAAAUUGAUAAAGAAUGUGUUUAGUAGCCUUUAACAAGUGAUUAGCUAACAAACUAUGUAAUACAUUUACUAAAUUAAACCUAAUUUUAGUUCAUACUAACUAUUAACGUAGAUCGAUGUCUAUUCAAUGUUACAAUAAUAGUGUCGAUUUUUAGUAAAUUGAUGUUCUAAAAGUUUAAUGAAUUUUAUCGAACUGCAGAUAAUGCACCUAGUGUACCACUAUCCUAAAAUCUACAAUGUCAUGUUGAUGAAAAUAUUUUAAUAUCUUAGCAUCAGUCUGCUGUUUGUUCUAGUCGAAUUAGAAAAUAGUUAAUAGAAUAAGUAUUUAUUAACAUUAAGGUAUAGGUAUAAUACUUAGUAUUUUUUUACUAAUAAAUUGUCAAUUUGACUUUGACUCUCGAAAUCACCGGAAGUGGGCAAAGUUGAAAAGAAUAAAAUUAAUUUUAUUGAGUUUACUUUAUUAAAACAGAUUUUUGAUGAUUUAUAUUUUAAAAAUAAUGUAUAAUUAACUAAAGUUUUAGAUUAUUAUAAAGGAAUUUACAUUGUUACAUUUAAUAAAUUAUUUUUGACGGUUUUAAUAAGUUCUUUGUUAUAAAUGUUUUAUAUUACAAUAAUAAUAUGCAUUUAUUGUUAUUUACUUAGUCAAUUUUUAUAGUCAAAUAUUACAUAAAUGUGGUAAUAAUUAAUGUUUCAAUUUUAAUGCAAUAAAAUACAUAUCCAAACAGCACACCUGUUUCUUAUUUAUUUUUUACUCUUUACUAUGUUCUUACCCUACUACCAGUACAUUAUUAUUAUUCUGUAUAUCUAUGACUGGUAGACUACCUUAUU
This is a messenger RNA of Ostrinia furnacalis (Asian corn borer), 3058 nucleotides long. It is a transcript of the gene Scgalpha, whose product is annotated as sarcoglycan alpha. Bases 210 to 1760 code for a protein of 516 amino acids. NCBI's taxonomy places the organism in Eukaryota, Metazoa, Arthropoda, Insecta, Lepidoptera, Crambidae. Gene Ontology annotation, cellular component: membrane; sarcoglycan complex. The record is from RefSeq and is a predicted model, not a curated record. The transcript has 10 exons.